This is a messenger RNA of Perkinsus marinus ATCC 50983, 602 nucleotides long. RefSeq lists its product as hypothetical. The record is from RefSeq and is a predicted model, not a curated record. The annotation marks the transcript as partial. NCBI's taxonomy places the organism in Eukaryota, Perkinsozoa, Perkinsida, Perkinsidae. The transcript is spliced from 3 exons.
AUGGUGGAGUCGGCUACUCUCCUUGCCGGUGAUGACGUCAACUUGACACAGUUCCACGAGGGGCUCCGAGGAAGGUUCAUGGAUCUGCACACGGAGCAUUUCAGCAGUAAUGAUGACGUUGACGCUGCUCGUGCUAGUGGUCGUAUGGCGUGUGCGGUCUUGGCUCGACUAGUGGUCCGGUCGGCUGGUGACGAUGUGACUACUAUGGUGGAUGAAAACUUAUCGGAGAGGCUUCUUGAAGUACUACGGCAGCUGGUGUAUGUCAAAAGUGAAGCAGGCAUGUUGACUCCGCGGACAGUGGUAAAGAUGCACAUGGAGCUAUCUUGGCUUAAAGGGGAGGACCCAUUCGAAGAUAUGGUCACUCGAAUGGUCUCGGAGGAAGCGGACGAUAGUUCUGCAGCCGAUGGCAUGUCUCUUGAUUCGGAGUCGAGUGACCGCGAAAUGGGUAGCCACUCCAGUGAUGAGGCCUCGUCAUCAUCACAGGACUCAGAGCCUCGAGCCAAGCGGCUCAAGGUGGAACCUAGGAGACUACCAUUAAAGCGUCCUCGACCUGUGGAGACGAGGAGUGAGGUGGCCGCAUCACCAACGAGUGUCCAAAGCGC